CUUAUUUGUUACGGUUGAUGUCAUGUGGUUGAUUUUUUUAUCAUCUGAUCAUUUGUUAUAAAUAAACAACAUCUGCUAUUCAUAUACACCAAAAGGCAGUUGCAGAUUUAUUCUUUUUUGCAAAACAACAUGAGCAUUUGUGAGAAAAUUACCCUCGAUGUUGCCCAGAAGGCUUUGAAAAAGAUAAGACCAAAGAUAGAUACCGACGAGUACUGCUUUGAAAUCAUAACCCCGGAUCAAUAUGUGGAAGCCUUUGACAUCAUGAGUAACCAUUUUAUUCCCGAUGAGCCGAUAUGUCAUGCUUCCAACGUUACAUGGAAUAAAGAUUUUGAAAAGAUGACCAUUGAAGACCUCAAGCACAAUAUUUCACUUACAAUGAUCUCUAGGAAAACUGGUGACAUGGUUGGCUUAGGAAUAUCCGGCUUUUUGCGACGUUCUGAUACCCCGGAGGACUUCAGCUGGAUGGAGUCUAAGAAUGUUAAAGAUGUCUUCAGAUUUAUUUACUAUCCGACUAAAGAGAUCGACAUCUUCAACAGAUACGGCGUCGAUGAAAUAUUCUCGUUAGAUUUCCUCUGUGUCCGAAAUGAUUACAGACGUCAUGGAUUAGCGAUUCACAUCGUUAAAGCGGCUCUUGAAUUGGCUAAGGACCUAAGCUUUACCGUGGUUAAAGGAGAUUGCACUGGGAAUUACUCACAGCGUAUAUUUGAGAAGCAUGGCUUUGAAACCAUCUUGAAUAUACCAUAUAACUCCUGCGUCAUUGAUGGAAACCCUAUUGGUGAGAAAACGGGUGCACACAAGUCGUUGAAAAUUUACGGGAUACGGUUGUGAAGAAUUACAACUUCAUGGCAUGCUAAUGUCGUUCUUUGACUUGAUAAAAAGUUGAAAUAAUAUUAAACAUAAAAUUCUGUACCUCUAUAUUAUAUUGUUUAUGUUAAAAUUGCCUUUAAAUAAAACAUGAGGCAUCUUUUAUUUAUCAUAUGAAUAUAUUAUGAUCGUUAA
Messenger RNA from Mya arenaria, 999 nucleotides. RefSeq lists its product as uncharacterized. Bases 130 to 828 code for a protein of 232 amino acids. Gene Ontology annotation, molecular function: N-acetyltransferase activity. NCBI's taxonomy places the organism in Eukaryota, Metazoa, Mollusca, Bivalvia, Myida, Myidae. The record is from RefSeq and is a predicted model, not a curated record. The transcript is spliced from 3 exons.